AUGGCUGAAGUCGGGGUGGACGAACUUUCUCAGCUUGAAUACUUGUCUCUGGUUUCUAAAGUCUGUACGGAGCUUGACAACCACUUGGGAAUAAACGACAAAGAUUUAGCUGAAUUUGUGAUAAACCUCGCCGAAAAGCAACCUUCAUUUGACGGAUUUAAAUCUGUUUUGCUUCAAAAUGGAGCCGAGUUUACAGACUCUCUCGUUGGUAACCUGCUCAGGCUCAUCCAAACAAUGCGUCCGCAGUCCAAAGCUUCCACAAGUAAAGUUUCAGUCCCAGAUGUUGUGGUCAAAUCCAAGUCAGAAAAAGACCGGCUAAAGGAACUGUUUCCAGCCCUGUGCAGAGCCAAUGAGCCUGAGCCAAAGAAAAUUCUUGAUGAGGAAGAUGUUAAGAUCGCAGCAGAAGCGAUGAAGGAGCUGGAGAUGUUCAUGCCCAGUGUCAGCACGGUCAAACCUGAAAGCAAAAGCAGAGAUAGAAGCAGACGCCACAGUCGAAGCCGCAGCCGAAGCAGAGACCGCGACCGACACAGAGAUCGGGAUCGGGACAGAAAGAGGAGACAUAGGUCUCGCUCCAGGUCCAGGUCACGCUCCAGAGACCGAGAGCGGAACCGCGACAGGGAUAGAGACCGUGACAGAGACAGAGAUAGAGACCGGGACAGGGGGAAGAGGAGGGACAAGUCGUCUCGCUGGACUGACCGCUCCCCGAGCCCUCGCAAAGACGACAGAGAGUGGAAAGACAAACACGUGGAGCGCCCUCCGCCUGAAGAGCCCUCUGUCGGCGACAUCUACAACGGCAAAGUCACCAGCAUCAUGCAGUUUGGGUGCUUCGUGCAGCUGGAGGGGCUACGGAAACGCUGGGAGGGUUUGGUCCACAUCUCUGAGCUGCGGAGAGAAGGUCGCGUGGCCAACGUGGCGGAUGUCGUCACCAAGGGCCAAAGAGUCAAGGUCAAAGUCUUGUCCUUCACCGGCUCCAAAACCAGCCUCAGUAUGAAGGACGUGGACCAGGACUCCGGAGAAGACUUGAACCCGAACAGGAGGAGGAACAUGGGCCCAGACGGAGGUGACGAGACCUCGAUGAGAAAUCCGGACCGACCCAGCAACCUGAAUCUAGGCCACGCCCCCGAAAUGGAGCAGGACGACACGCUGGAGCGCAAACGGCUCACCAAAAUCUCUGACCCGGAGAAAUGGGAGAUAAAGCAGAUGAUUGCUGCCAAUGUUUUAUCUAAAGAAGAGUUUCCAGAUUUUGAUGAUGAAACAGGAAUUCUUCCAAAAGUGGAUGAUGAAGAAGAUGAGGAUCUGGAGAUUGAGCUUGUGGAAGAAGAGCCUCCCUUCCUGCAUGGCCACACCAAACAGAGCAUGGAUAUGAGCCCUGUGAAGAUUGUGAAGAACCCCGAUGGCUCGCUGUCACAGGCCGCCAUGAUGCAGAGUGCUCUGGCCAAAGAGCGGCGUGAGCUGAAGCAGGCGGCACGAGAGGCCGAGAUGGACUCCAUCCCCAUGGGCCUGAACAAGCACUGGGUCGACCCGCUGCCUGAUGUUGAUGGGAGGCAGAUUGCUGCUAACAUGAGAGGCAUUGGCAUGAUGCCAAACGAUAUCCCAGAAUGGAAGAAGCACGCCUUUGGGGGAAACAAGGCCUCAUACGGAAAGAAGACCCAGCUCUCCAUCCUGGAGCAGAGGGAGAGUCUGCCCAUCUACAAACUGAAGGAGCAGCUCAUUCAGGCUGUGCAUGAUAACCAGAUCCUCAUUGUCAUCGGAGAGACGGGCUCCGGAAAAACCACCCAGAUCACACAAUACCUGGCAGAGGCGGGCUACACCAGCCGAGGGAAGAUCGGCUGCACCCAGCCGCGUCGUGUGGCCGCCAUGUCUGUGGCCAAGAGGGUGUCUGAAGAGUAUGGUUGCUGUUUAGGUCAAGAGGUUGGAUACACAAUCCGUUUCGAGGACUGCACGAGCCCCGAGACUGUGAUCAAAUACAUGACAGACGGAAUGUUGCUGAGGGAGUGUCUGAUCGACUCUGAGCUGGGACAGUACUCUAUCAUCAUGCUGGACGAGGCUCACGAGAGGACCAUCCACACUGACGUCCUGUUCGGCCUGCUCAAGAAGACCGUACAGAAGCGCACAGACAUGAAGCUGAUCGUCACGUCGGCCACACUGGACGCUGUCAAGUUCUCCCAGUAUUUCUACGAAGCUCCCAUCUUCACCAUCCCAGGACGGACGUACCCCGUGGAGGUCCUGUACACCAAGGAGCCUGAGACGGACUACCUGGACGCCAGUCUGAUCACCGUCAUGCAGAUCCACCUCACCGAGCCGCCAGGUGAUAUUCUGGUGUUUCUGACCGGUCAGGAGGAGAUCGACACGGCUUGUGAAAUCCUUUACGAGCGCAUGAAGUCUCUGGGGCCCGAUGUCCCUGAACUCAUCAUCCUGCCGGUGUACUCUGCUCUGCCCAGUGAAAUGCAGACGCGCAUCUUUGACCCGGCUCCUCCAGGCAGCCGCAAGGUGGUCAUCGCUACCAACAUCGCAGAGACCUCUUUGACCAUCGACGGAAUCUAUUACGUGGUGGAUCCCGGGUUCGUGAAGCAAAAAGUGUACAAUUCCAAGACUGGCAUUGACCAACUUGUAGUCACUCCCAUUUCACAGGCUCAGGCCAAGCAGCGGGCGGGGCGUGCCGGAAGGACGGGGCCAGGGAAGUGCUACAGAUUGUACACGGAGAGGGCGUACCGAGACGAGAUGUUGACGACAAACGUGCCCGAGAUCCAGAGAACCAACUUGGCCAGCACCGUGCUCUCGCUCAAGGCCAUGGGCAUCAACGACCUCCUGUCCUUCGACUUUAUGGACGCCCCGCCCAUGGAGACUCUCAUCACAGCCAUGGAGCAGCUGUACACCCUGGGAGCGCUGGAUGACGAAGGGCUGUUGACAAGACUUGGGAGGAGGAUGGCAGAGUUCCCUCUGGAGCCCAUGCUGUGUAAAAUGUUGAUCAUGUCCGUCCAUUUGGGCUGCAGCGAAGAGAUGCUCACAAUUGUGUCCAUGCUGUCGGUGCAAAACGUCUUCUACAGACCCAAGGACAAGCAGGCAUUGGCUGACCAGAAGAAGGCAAAGUUCCACCAGCCCGAAGGCGAUCACCUGACUUUACUGGCCGUGUACAACUCCUGGAAAAACAACAAGUUCUCCAACCCCUGGUGCUACGAGAACUUCAUCCAGGCCCGGUCACUGCGCCGCGCUCAGGACAUCCGCAAACAGAUGCUGGGGAUUAUGGACAGGCACAAACUGGACGUGGUGUCCUGCGGUAAAGCCACCGUCCGUGUUCAAAAGGCCAUUUGCAGCGGUUUCUUCAGAAACGCAGCCAAAAAAGACCCACAGGAGGGAUACCGCACCCUGAUCGACCAGCAGGUGGUCUACAUCCACCCCUCCAGUGCGCUCUUCAACAGGCAGCCGGAGUGGGUUGUGUACCACGAGCUGGUCCUCACCACCAAAGAGUACAUGCGGGAGGUGACCACCAUCGACGCGCGCUGGCUGGUGGAGUUCGCCCCCGCCUUCUUCAAAGUGUCGGACCCCACGCGCCUUAGCAAACAGAAGAAACAGCAGCGUCUGGAGCCGCUCUACAACCGCUACGAGGAGCCGAACGCCUGGAGAAUCUCCCGGGCAUUCAGACGCAGAUGA
Knipowitschia caucasica is the source of this 3651-nucleotide messenger RNA. The record is from the annotation of a GenBank genome assembly. NCBI's taxonomy places the organism in Eukaryota, Metazoa, Chordata, Actinopteri, Gobiiformes, Gobiidae.